AUGGACACGCAACUCGAGGCCGCCUUCGACGAAUUCGGCAAGAAAAAGAAGCUGACCGCGCAGGAUGCUGUAGCCAUGGAACGAGCGGUGUCGGCGGAGGUCGAAGAGGCCCGGUGCCUCGACGCGCUAGCCCGAGAGCUCGAAUGCAGUGCCCUAAGCGACUGA
Aphanomyces invadans is the source of this 165-nucleotide messenger RNA. RefSeq lists its product as hypothetical. The record is from RefSeq and is a predicted model, not a curated record. Lineage: Eukaryota; Oomycota; Saprolegniomycetes; Saprolegniales; Verrucalvaceae. Bases 1 to 165 code for a protein of 54 amino acids. The transcript has 2 exons.